GGCCUGCUCCCUCUGCAGAACCAACCAGGCAUGUGAAGAUAACUUCACAUUGGACACCAUCCACAAGGCAACCUUGGGAAUCAUGGGACCAUAUGUUGACCAUAUCCUGAGUCACUGGGUCACCACUGAGCACCUGAAAAAAAUUUGGGGAUCACCAGCAAUUACAAUGGCUAACUCCACGUGUUUGAAAGUCUCCAUGUCCUCCCUCCCACUUCUCAAAACUGUCUUAAAAGCAGAGGAAGAGAGCUACCAGUGUUGUGCCAUUAAUCUCCACUCCCUCCUCCCAUCCUUCAUCAAUGAGGCCUGAGGUGACAGGAGCAAUUUCUGAGAAGCAUAUGCUCCUCUGGGGGCAAACCAGCACUGGCAAUUGCGAGGUUAAGAAUCCAUCUACAGGGAUAACCACGGGCACUGCCCCUUCCAACAGAACCUCACAAAGCUGCUUUUAUUGGAGAUCCAUCUGAACAAUUUCUAGGAUUAUCAGUUUUUCUUAAAGCGUUGUGAAGACAGUGAGACUCGAAGUGCCAAGCUAUAUCCCGUGAGCUUGCCCUGGAUGUACGACUGCCUUUGAGAUCCAAGGUGGUGGGUGUGCUACAGCCUGGACCCUGCAGGACCUGGUCUCCCCGGGAAAAGGUGGGCGUGGCUUUCCGAUGGACGGGCGGGGCUUCUGUGGGAGGAGAGUCGCCGCCGAGGGGCUGCGCGGAAGACUCUCGCUCGUGUCCCAGGAAAGGACAGCUGAUUCCCCCGAGCGGGGACAUGCAGCGUCCCUGAAGACUGAGCAGGAACGGAUUGAGAAAGUCCUGUGAUAGGAGGGCUGAGGUGUCCGCAGCCUGCUUACACCCACGGCCCGGGCCCUGCGACGCCUGGGACCCCAAGUGCGGCGGCAGCGAUGCUUGGCCGAGUCUGGGCUCUGGCGCUGGCGCUUAUGCUCCUGGCCCCGGGACAAGGUUGGCGAGCUCAGGAGUGCUCUCCUGGGGGGCACCAGAUUCUUCAGAGCCCUUACAGAAGUGUGCAUUUUGACUCAUUGCAACUCCAGCAUUCUCCCUUUCAAAACCUGGUGUGUGACCGUUCCCUGUCUCCCGGAUGGUAUCGGUUUCUCAUCUUUGACAGACCUGCUGAGAUGCCAACCAAAUGUGUUGAGAUGAAUCACUGUGGAACACAGGCACCCAUCUGGCUAUCUCUGAGAGAUUCAGAGACACUGCCUUCACCUGGAGAGAUCAAGCAACUGAUAGCUUGUGCCACAUGGCAUUUUUUGUUUAACGCUACAAAAGACUGCUGUCUUUUUCAAAUCCCAGUGUCUGUAAGAAACUGUGGAAAAUUUUUUGUGUACUUACUACAGCCCACUCAAGGAUGUAUGGGAUAUUGUGCAGAAGCUAUUUCUGAUGCAAAAUUACACCCAUGUGACCCUGAUGAAAUUGAAAUUAGUGGUGACUGUGUUCGUCAGCGGUUUGUCUCAGUGCCACCACCGCCCCCAGGAAGGCCAGAAGUUGUGGUGGAGCUGAUUGAAUCCAGGCUUUUCUGUAGGUGUGCUUUUGAUGUUUCCCCUACAAGCACUUCGGUGGGAUUUCUCAUAACUUGGUCUAGGCUUUCUUCUCAAGAAAUCAAAGAGGAGCUGAAGCAAGAGACCACAGUUCAGGCAUUCUCUCUUUUAGAGCUGGAUGGAAUAAAUCUCAGACUUGGAGAUAGGAUAUUCUGUAGUGCUUCCGUCUUUUUGUUGGAGAAUCCACAUGUACAAAGCUUAGCCAUCGAAAGCCAAGAAUUUUUUGCAGGCAUUAAGUUACACCCUGAAUUAAGCACUAUAUCAGAAGAUGGGAAAGAAUAUCGCCUGAAGAUAGAGAGCACAGUACCUGUCAUUUGUUCUGAAUUCAGUGAGCUUGACCAGGAAUGCAAAAUCUCAUUAAAACUGAAAACUGUUGAUCAAGGUACAGAACAGCUAGGCUUAAACUUGGCACUGUCUUCCUGUCACGUGGACCUUCACCAGACAUCAUCCUGUCCUAAUGGAUCCUGUAACCAUGCUUUUGUGUCCUACACUGCUGUAACAGAUUUUUCUCGAGACGGAGAUAGAAUCACAAACAUUGUAGUGGAACCUAUAGUUAAUGAGGAUUUCCUGUGGAACAGCUACAUUCCAGACAGCAUCCAGAUCAAAGUAAAGGAUGUCCCAACUGCUUACUGCUAUUCAUUUACUGACCCACAUAUAAUUACAUUUGAUGGCAGGGUAUAUGAUAAUUUCAAGACUGGAACAUUUGUGCUUUAUAAGAGUAUGUCACGUGAUUUUGAAGUCCAUGUACGCCAGUGGGACUGUGGAAGCCUUCACUAUCCUGUGUCCUGUAACUGCGGGUUUGUUGCCAAAGAAGAAGGUGAUAUAGUUACUUUUGAUAUGUGCAGUGGCCAGCUACAUGAAUCACAGCCAUAUUUAUCUGUAAAGAGCCAAGAUGCAACCAGCAAUAUCAAGAUAAGUGAAUCUUACUUAGGAAGAAAAGUCACAAUCUGGUUUUCUUCUGGAGCAUUUAUCCGUGCUGAUCUUAGUGAGUGGGGCAUGAGUUUAACAAUCCGAGCCCCUAGCUUAGACUAUAGAAACACUUUGGGACUUUGUGGCACCUUUGAUGAAAACCCAGAAAAUGAUUUCCAUAAUAAAAAUGGAACCAAAAUUAGUUCAACUUUUAAUGAUUGUGUUGCUUUUAUUAACGAAUGGAGGAUUUUCCCAGGGAAAAGCAUGUUUGACACAAUGCCAAUUUCUCCGCCAUCACCUGGAAAACAAUCCUAUUGUAGCUGCUCACUGACUAAUUCAUUAUAUCCUUCUGAUCACCUGGACAGUGUUUCUCAACCAGAGAUUGUUUCAGGUUGCAGAGAUCUCAAACAUGUCAAAUUCUCUUUCCUGAUACCAGAACUAGAUGUCACCUCUGAAUAUAUUAAUUCAGAAGCUCUUACCAGAGGGAUAAAUGAGUAUGCAUUUGAAGAAAGUAAUUUGAAUUUCUUUCCUCAAGAAAAAAAGCACGUGAACCUAACCAAACUGGACUUAGAUUUACAAACACAUCCUGGAAAUGAAAAACAAGAGACACCAAACACUUCGGACAAUGGGAAACAGACCCAGGACCAGGGUAGCCGCAGCCAAGAGAUGAGGUGGGAUCCACAAAACAGAUGGAAACGGCAAAACAUAAAUUAUGAGUUUCUUCCUAUGUUUGCUUUACGAAGUCUCAGCCAAAGUGACAUAGAAGAAUUCACUUAUUUCUUCCCUGAGGACCAUUCUGAGGAUGUCCACCAAGAGUUUGUCCCUACGUGGCCCACACCCUCUGGACUCACUGAAUACAGCACCUUGGCACUGUGCCAGCAGACUCUUGGUAACUCCAGCAUAGGAAGACACUGUCUUGCCUUUCUGGGCAAGAGCCUAGACAGUGCUAUAGAUAUGUGCAUUAAGGAUGUUCUCCUAAAAGAUGAUCUUAGCUGGACAGAAGCAGCUGUGGCUCUUUUAGAAAAUGAAUGUGAAAGGAGAAUUUUGGAAGAGGGGAAAUACAACACAGAAGAAUAUGGCAAGUCAAUUGAAGAUGUUCUCUCAGUGCUAAAAUGCCCCAAUUUAUGCAGUGGCAAUGGGCAGUGUAUGGAAUGGGGAUGUGUAUGUUCCCCAGGCUUUAGUUCCUAUGAUUGCAGUGAUUCCCAUGACAAGGCUCCUGAAAUUAUAGGACUUGGGAAUGCUGGAUUCUGUAAUAUUCGAAAAUAUAAUUGUAUGACAGUGAGAGUGUUUGGUCAAGGCUUCAAAGAAUUACCUUCAACUAAAUGUGAAGUUACUAAACUGCAGUAUAAUAGCAGUAAAUGGGUCCUUGGAAAAGCUGUCUACACGCAUAUUGUUUUUCAAAAUAGCAGAACUAUUGAUUGUCAACUGCCCCCUGAUGUUCAGCAGUCUGAUACCUUAGAUCUGAUGGGUGAGAAGCCAAUUGCGAAGUGGCAGUUAAAGGUAUCUAAUGAUGGUUACAGGUUCAGUAAUCCCAAAAUAAUGAUCAUCUAUGAUGGGGCUUGUCAACUUUGCGGUCUCUAUGGAAAAGACUCAUGUACUAUAAAGGAAAAUGUUUGCAUUAUCGAUGGGCUCUGCUACAUUGAAGGAGAUAAAAAUCCUACCAGCCCUUGUUUGAUUUGUAGACCAAAAAUUUCAAAAUUUACUUGGUCAUUUUUAGAAAACAACCAACCCCCACUGAUUCAAAUGCCACAAGACAAAUUAGAGACAUUUUUCGGGGAGAACUUUGUGUUCCAGUUCACAGCUGUCGAUCCUGAAGGCUCUGACAUCCAUUUUGCCCUGGACUCGGGUCCCGAGGGAGCAAAUGUUUCUUCUACGGGACUUCUUAUGUGGAAAGCAGAGUCCCAAACUCCACAGCAAUUCACUCUACUUUUUACCGAUGACUGCAGUGCUGAAACUAGGCUCACGAUUAUGGUGACUGUGAAGUCUUGUGAUUGCUUGAAUGGUGGAUCGUGUGUGUCAGAUAUUAAAUUUCCUCCAGGAAGUGGAGUGCACCUGUGUGUCUGCUUGCCUGGCUUUCAGGGCAGUCUUUGUGAAGUGGACCUCACCGAGUGCCAAUCAAACCCCUGUGGCCUUGGCAGAUGUAUUAGUGGUUUUCACAGUUAUUCUUGCGUGUGUCCGCCUGAACUCAAAGGUAAAAAUUGCCAGGAAGAUGUUGAUGAGUGUCAAUCCAGACCUUGCUUUCCAGGAGCGGAGUGCUUCAAUACCUUUGGCUCCUAUCAUUGCGGUUCAUGUCCAAAAGGAUUUUAUGGUGAUGGAAAGAUAUGUCAUGUUGAAACACAGCUUUUACACAAAUCUACGACACAUAUUGUGGUUCUUACAAGUUCUGAUGAAAGUGAAACUAAGGAAGAGAAUGAUAAAAAUGCCAUGCAGAGAGAGAGGCGUGUUAAGUCAACAAGCAGAAAUGCCUCUAGUAUAAAAUUUCCGCCACCAUCAACAGAUCAUUCACUGAUUGGUGUGAACUUUACCCACGGUCCUGCUACUGUCAAAAAGUUCUUGGACACAACCAGUGACAUCUCACGCUUCUCAUUAAAAGCAGUUACCUCUCAGAUGAAUAAUUCAGAGAAAGUUAUUUCCCAUCAGAUAUCAGGUUUUGAACAUGCGGAUCAUACUAUCACUACAAAUCUCAGUCUGGAGGAACUGGUAGUUUCUGUGAAACACCCAAGUUCCUUAAGCAUUAACCCAAACAGUUCCCAUGGUAAAGCAAAGGAUGUUAUACCGAGUACCAUCCAAACAGAGGCAGGAGGGCAUCAUUCUCAAAUCAACAGGUCUGCCCAAGGUUACAUGCAAUUUAAGGAUGAGUUUACAUCAUCAGUUACUAGAGCCAUCACUGUUUUGCCGGAAAAGCCUGGAUGGACCAAAAUAUCAACUUGUGCUGAAUCGCCUUGUUUUCUUGGUGUUUCCUGUGUGCCAACUGCAGAUGGUCAUUUCCGAUGUGGACGAUGCCCCUUUGGAUAUUACGGAGAUGGUAUCAAUUGCAGAGCCAUUUGUAGACACCCAUGUGGGAAAAGCAGGGAGUGUGUUGCCCCAAACAUAUGCAAAUGUAAACCUGGUUAUGCUGGCUCUAACUGCCAAACUGCUCUAUGUCAUCCUGAUUGCAAAAACCAUGGAAAAUGUAUUAAGCCUAACAUUUGUGAAUGUCCCCCAGGGCGUGCUGGAGCAACCUGUGAUGAAGAACAUUGUAGUCCACCUUGUCGACAUGGUGGCACCUGCUUGGCUGGAAAUCUCUGCACUUGUCCUUAUGGUUUUGUAGGACCAAGGUGUGAAACAAUGAUUUGUAACAGGCACUGUGAAAAUGGAGGUGAAUGUCUUACACCAGAUAUUUGCCAGUGCAAGCCUGGCUGGUCGGGACCUACUUGUGGUACAGCUUUGUGUGACCCUGUUUGCCUCAAUGGUGGUUCCUGUGAUAAGCCAAACACUUGCUUCUGUCCAAAUGGAUUCUUUGGUGCGCAGUGUCAGAAUGCUAUCUGUCACCCUCCCUGUAAGAAUGGUGGCCGCUGCAUGAGAAAUAAUGUGUGCACCUGUCGUGAAGGAUACACUGGUAGGAGAUGCCAAAAAAGUAUCUGUGAUCCCAUGUGCAUGAAUGGAGGAAAAUGUGUAGGACCAAACAUUUGCUCUUGUCCUUCUGGUUGGAGAGGGAAACAAUGCAACACACCUCUCUGCUUUCAGAAAUGUAAAAAUGGUGGUGAAUGUAUAGCUCCCAGUAUAUGCCACUGUCCUACCGCAUGGGAAGGAGUGCAGUGUCAAAUACCAAUUUGCAAACUAAAGUGUCUUUAUGGAGGCAGAUGUGUAUUUCCUAAUGUGUGUUCUUGUCGCAAUGGAUAUUCUGGACCCAAAUGUGAAAAGAAAGUACAGACAAAACGCCAUUAAUAUCAAGUAUAUCACAAGCCUGUCUUAAGAAUGGAAAUUUUAUUCAGAAAAAGUUGAAGAUAACUACUUGAAGUUUAUUUGAACAUCAUUUUUAAAAUUAUUUUGAAGACUGAAGAAACUAAUCAAAUGUAGAAUGCUGUUAUCUGGUCAUUGUUAGAGAAAAGCAAAGAAGAAAUCCAGGUCAUUUGAAUUGACUUUGAAAUGUGAUUUGAUAUUUACGUAUUGAGAUGAUGCAUCCGAUAUUCAAGACAUUCACAUUAUCUAAUAAACUGAAUAUCUCCCAA
This is a messenger RNA of Acinonyx jubatus (cheetah), 6657 nucleotides long. RefSeq names its product von Willebrand factor D and EGF domains (gene VWDE). Gene Ontology annotation, biological process: anatomical structure development. The record is from RefSeq and is a predicted model, not a curated record. Lineage: Eukaryota; Metazoa; Chordata; Mammalia; Carnivora; Felidae. The transcript is spliced from 31 exons. Gene Ontology annotation, molecular function: signaling receptor binding; calcium ion binding. Gene Ontology annotation, cellular component: extracellular region; cell surface. Bases 887 to 6373 code for a protein of 1828 amino acids.